Molecule: messenger RNA, 4186 nt
Organism: Mytilus californianus (California mussel)
Lineage: Eukaryota; Metazoa; Mollusca; Bivalvia; Mytilida; Mytilidae
Product: protein O-glucosyltransferase 2-like
Exons: 10
Coding region: 312-1868 (518 amino acids)
Cellular component (GO): endomembrane system
Molecular function (GO): glucosyltransferase activity; protein binding
Source: RefSeq, a predicted model, not a curated record
UUAUUUAAGUUGCAAAAUCAUUUAGUUCAAUAUGUUUAAGGUAAAGUUGUUUAAAUCUGUGAGGAGUCAUGGAUUUUUAAAAUUCGGGAGAUAUCAACAUUUAUAUGAUUUUGAAUAAAACACUAAAAAAUGCUCAAACUUGACAGUCAUUGUUUGUUCCAAAAGGGGGUGUGUCUGACAAAUAGAACUUCCGGAAGAUCAGACGAAUUUUUCUUAGCAGGUGCCCGUGGUGCUUGAUUGCAUAAGUGGAUACAACUUUGAAAAAACGAUGUUAUUUAACUGAGGCCUGGGUGUUGUGCAUAAUAUUAUAAAUGAAAGUUAUGACAAAAUUCGUACUAAGUCACAUUUGGUUGCCAAUCCUAAUUUAUUUUGAUUAUAAAUUUAUAUAUGCAUCGUCUGCAUUUGAGCAGAAUGUGGAUACCGAAAAAACUUUCAUAUAUGGACCAGGGCUUGAUAAAAAAAUAACAUUGCCUGUUAGAUAUUUUUAUAUCCAACCUGUGGACACCAAUAAUCAUAAUAUUACAAGGUCCAUUGGAGAUAAAGCAUUUGAUGUGACAAUAACUCAAGUGAAUGGAAACCGUGCUCGUGUGUGGGUACAGAUACUUGAUCUUCAGGAUGGCAGUUAUAUUGUACGCUACAGGCUGUAUGAGUCCUAUCCAGAUAUCAUCAUAAAUGUCAAGUACAACGAGCACAAUGUGGCCAGAUCACCUUAUAACCUCUCAGGAAUGGUAUACCAUGAGAAGUGUAACUGUCCAGUCAAUAGAAUUGAGAAAUGGUUUGAAGUGAUGGGUUGUCCAGAAAGCUACAACCAGAUAGAUGACGACCUGUCAAUAUUUGACAAUGUGGACCUAGAAAAAGUUGCAGAGGAAGCUGUAUCGAGGUUCAGUAACAGGGGAAUGCACAGCCUUAGUCACUACAGAAUAAUUAAUAAUCAGAUAUACAGGAAGACAUAUGGAGAACAUGUAGGAUUUAAGAUGUUCAGUGAUUCUGUCUUAUUAUCCUUGACAAGAAAGGUUGUGUUACCAGAUGUUGAAUUCUUUGUAAACCUAGGAGACUGGCCACUAGAGAAGAAAGACAAGAAAGAUAACCCACUCCCAAUAUUCUCAUGGUGCGGGUCAGAUCUCACCAGAGAUAUUGUUAUGCCCACUUACGAUAUCACAGAGGCCACUAUUGAAAUGAUGUCCAGAGUUUCCCUAGAUGUUUUCUCAGUGCAGGGUAAUACAGGACCACAGUGGGAGAACAAGACAGCUAAAGCAUUCUGGAGAGGUAGAGACAGUCGACAAGAAAGACUUGACCUAGUUGUGUUGUCAAGGAAACAACCUAAAAUCAUUGAUGCAGCAUUAACACAUAUGUUUUUCUUCCCUAAAGAUCCUGAAAAAUAUGGAGAACUUGUCAAAACUAUUUCUUUCUUUGACUUUUUUAAGUAUAAAUAUCAAAUUAAUAUGGAUGGUACAGUGGCAGCUUACAGAUUUCCAUACCUACUAGCAGGAGAUGCUGUUGUUUUUAAACAUGAAUCUGAAUAUUACGAACAUUUUUAUCAUGAUCUUCAACCAUAUGUCCAUUAUAUUCCAUACAAAAAAGAUCUAAGUGACUUAGUCAAACAGAUAGAGUGGGCAAAGAAUCAUGAAGAGGAGGUAUUAAAGAUUGUAAGCAAUGCAAGAUCCUUUGUGAGAGAAAACUUGUUACCAAAAGAUAUAUAUUGUUACCAUGCAAAAGUGUUCAAUAAGUUUUCCAAAUUAUUAAAAUAUAAACCCAAAUUACCCGAUUCUAGCUGGGAGUCAGUGGAACAGCCUACAGACAAUGAUGCAACAUGUGACUGUAAAAGGUCAACAAAGUCAAAGACAAAGGAGAAAAAAGAUGAGUUGUGACAACAUAGUGUGUUUCCAUGACUACAUAAACAUCUAAUGAGGGACCAAUCAGAAGAAAGAUAUGACCAAAAGGAGGCCAAUUGGCUUGUUAGACAGCUAACUUAGACGUGCUGAUGUUAUGAAUGGUUAAUGAUGUGCAAUAUCUAAAUAUUCAGGAGAUACCUUAGAUCCAUGACUGUCAUUAUUCAUAAGAGAAUGAUAUUUAAUUUUGAUUUUGGGCCAUUUCUCCAUGACUUCAUAAUUGACAAUUACUAUCAUGUUAUACAUUUUGAAUAUUUUAGGUCAUUAAUGAAGAUUUUUUCUUUUGUUACAUUUUAAAGUUCAUAGUAUGCUAAUGAUAUUUUGUUGCAACACCAAACCAGUUUUUUGUUGUUGUUUUUAUCAUUAAUUUUUCAUAUUGCAUUGAAACCUGUACAUUUGUUAGUUGAAAAAAUAAUCAAUUACCAUAACAAACCACAUUUUUCAAAAGUUUAGUGCUUGGUGCUUUUAUUGUGAUGCUCCGAAUCAGUAAAUUUAGUUAUUUUUAUCAAAGGUGUACAAACAUUUUCAGAAACUGCCUUUGAUUUUAAAAAAUUUGAAUUUAUUUUAUGAUUCGCCUUUCAUCUAGUCGCAUGUUUUUAGUGUGGGUUACCACAGAUAUAUUUAUUAUAUUACUCAAUGCAGGGGUUCAAAUUAGUGUGGGUCUGAAGUAGAAAACCUGUCUAUUCUAGGUGAGAACUUUUCAUUUUUGAAUUACACAAGUCAAGGACCUGCCAUUUUGUACACUGAUGCUUUAUAUAGGACCUUUUAUUUGAAAAUUCAAAUGGUCCUGGACCUUUUCACUAUUUAGAGCAAAUUUGAACCCCUGCAGAUUGGCACCACAAUAUAUUGUUAUUUAUAUGGGUAAAUCUUAGCUCUAGUUUUUGUUAGGUAUCUUAUUUAGUUUUCUACAAAAUACAAUAUUAUUGAUAUUAUUUGCACAUUUAUUGGUAGAGCACUUUCAUCUGCUUCAUUAUACACAUCUUUAACCUUUAUAGCUUUUUAUUAUUCACUCAGAUGAUUUUCAGAGGUAAAAUAGUGCAAUCAAAUCCCUAUAACUUUUAGAUGGUUGGCUAUAGUUCAGCUAAUCUACUCUUCAAAUGGGGCUAUUUUUCAAGUAUUUUACAUUUGUUUAGAAUAGUGCUUAUAUUUUCCCCAUUGAACUGUAUUUGCUAGGUAAAAUGUAUAAGUGGUGAAAAAAAACUUCCAUUAAAAUAUUCUGACAUAAAAUCUUCUUAUAAAGAACUUGCAAAAUAUUUCACCACGCAAAAUAGCUGUGUUUACAUUAAUUUUUAUAGGUGCUAGUUGCAUGUAUAUAAUCUAGUCAAAAUACAUGAAUGAAUAAUUAUAUUAUUUAUAUAGUUUAGAAUAUUUUAUAGUGUUAAUUUUGAGAAAAGGAAAGAAAAAUUGUUUAUAAGGAUAUUGGUAAUGUUUUAUACCAAAUAAAAAUAACUUUAAAUCAUACAUUGUAAGAUAACCAUGUAUUACAUCUUCUGUCAUUUGUCAUUCAUUCAUUAUGUAUUCUUUCAAUUUAUAUGCCCUGUAAAAAUGUAAGCCUUCAAUGUUUGAGCCUUACACUAUGCAAUGCAUAGAGUCUAAGAAGGGGAACAGACUUUAAAAUGUUAUUGUACAGUCAUUCAUUCAUCGGUUUUUGCUGUUUGUUCACGAAAUGACAUUGAUCCAUGAUUGUAAUAAUCCCUUGACAAGGAUGAUGGAACAUUGCGAAAAUAACAUCAAAAGAAUUUUUAAAGGCUUGUUCAGGCAGAAAAUUAUUAUUUUUAGUGCAUAUGUAAUUCUACAUAUUCAACAGUCCUGAACUAUCUUAAUACAUGUAUUGCCAGUGUAUUAUGAUGUUGAGUCCAUAAGGUCAAUACUUAUCUUCUCAUGUAAAUUUUACAUGAGCUAUUAUUUAAUUACAUUUUGUCAAAUUAAGUCAUUAUAAACUUGUUUAAAAAACUGAUUGUUGGUCAGAAAGUGUAUAUUAUUUUUUAGGAUGUUUUCCAUUAUCUUCUAAUAGCUAUUUUAAUUUGUUUGCUUUCAUAUGAAAUUUCCGUCCUUUACAUAUAAAUAUAGUCAGAAGUCCAUUCAAAGUAAUGGGUUUCUGUCAUUGUUUUUUUCAUCUUACAAAAUAUUUUUAUAUGAGAUUCCUACACAAAGAAGUGCAUUUCAAUUCUUUACUAGUCUUUUUUUUCUUGCUGAUUACCAUUGUAGACCUUGAUACAGAAAGACAAUUUUAUUUUUUGUUUUAUUUUUCAAGAUAGAUAUGUACUCUAAUUUUAAUAAAAAAAAUUAUAAUUAUA